AUAACAGAAGGUCAACUCUACGUCAACCGAUCAUCUGUAGAGAGAGUGACGCACUACAACUACCUCGGCACCAUGCAACAACCAGGAGAUUAUAGCAUGCAUCAGAAAAGCUAGAUCCACCUUCAAUCGGAUGGGGGCCUCCUUUAAGUGUCACAACCUCUCUCUUGAUACAAAUGUAAGAAUGCUGCGAUGCUACAUCUUCUCUGUCCUUUUUUAUGGUGUUGAAUCGUGGACCUUAAACGAAGAUAUGUACAGAAAACUGGAAACAUUUGAGAUGUGGCUACAUAGGAGAAUACUUAAGAUCCCGUGGACUGACCGAGUCACAAAUAAGGAGGUCCUCAGAAGACUGAAUAAGAACCGAGAGGUAUUACCAUCACAUUUCGAAAGUUAUAAGUUCGGACAUAUUAUGCGAAAUAAAUCCAGAUAUGCUCUCCUUUAA
This is a messenger RNA of Diabrotica balteata, 439 nucleotides long. NCBI's taxonomy places the organism in Eukaryota, Metazoa, Arthropoda, Insecta, Coleoptera, Chrysomelidae. The record is from the annotation of a GenBank genome assembly.